UUACGUAAUUGGUUGCGCAUGCGCACAAAUCUACCAGCUGACAGUCGAUCCUCCACUGCCUCCUCAUAAUACUGUGAAUUUAAAGUAAUUUGAUUGUUUAUUAACGGGCAGAGAUUGACGGAGGUUUGCCAUCAUGCCUAUGCUCUACAAUGACGGUAAUCCACCACUCAGAAAAUACUUCAUUAUCCUACAUGGACCUAACUACUACGACGCACCGGAAGGCAAAAAUCCCUGGGAGAAACUGUGGGGAAUAAACAAAUACGCCAUUCUAACUUCAAUAUGCGCCACUGUUGGCGAUGCUUUAUUGAUAUCACAAGCGAGGAACCUCAUGGAGACGAUGAACGUCUUUGGUUUUUAUCUGCUUCCUACUGUGGGUUUGGCAAGUACCUUUGCAUCGGUCACCUACAUUGCGACGAAUCUUAGGGGGAAGGAUGACAAGCUUAAUUAUGCAAUUGGAGUGGCAGCUUGCAUGCCAGUACUUCAUGCCUUCCAAAAGAAACAAAUAUUCACAAUUCCAGCAACACUAUUUCUAUUGGCUGCAGCACUCAUAAAGAAAGAUUCUAAGCAAAACAACUGGAAAUGGUUCAACCCAGUAACUCCGGAGUAUGAGCAUUACUACGACUACUCACUCGCGGGCACUGUCACUGAGUGGCCGAGAAGGCCAUACUAAGCUAUUCUGAUAUAUUUUUGGAGAUCAGUUAGAAUUAUUGCAUCGAUAUAAAUGUAAAGUUUUUCUUCAUAAAAUCAAUUAAUGGAGAAUAUAUAAUUAAAAAUUG
Diachasmimorpha longicaudata is the source of this 776-nucleotide messenger RNA. RefSeq lists its product as uncharacterized. Gene Ontology annotation, biological process: mitochondrial respiratory chain complex I assembly. NCBI's taxonomy places the organism in Eukaryota, Metazoa, Arthropoda, Insecta, Hymenoptera, Braconidae. The transcript has 3 exons. Bases 134 to 670 code for a protein of 178 amino acids. The record is from RefSeq and is a predicted model, not a curated record.